Messenger RNA from Drosophila bipectinata, 2015 nucleotides. RefSeq names its product spartin (gene spartin). NCBI's taxonomy places the organism in Eukaryota, Metazoa, Arthropoda, Insecta, Diptera, Drosophilidae. Gene Ontology annotation, cellular component: plasma membrane. Gene Ontology annotation, biological process: cell division; negative regulation of BMP signaling pathway. The record is from RefSeq and is a predicted model, not a curated record.
UCAACCCACAAUGUUGAUGCAGAAUUUAUUUAGUGAUUAAUUAAAAUACAUAGAUUUCCGACAGAAACUCCGGAAUAACCGGCCCAGAAAAAUAUGCAAGUUCGAUGACUUAGCGGACAAAGUGCACAGAUCUGUAUCAAUCGCACAGAGCCAUAGAAUCUCAGUCAGAAGUACAACCCGAAGAUUAUCAACGCCGUGAUGUCGGAGGAAACGGAAUUUCUGGAGGCAUAUGCCCGAAUUCAACAGGCCUACAAAGCUGCAAUGACUCAAGUCGAACAGGCCAUUGAACACGAGGAGCAGGAAUCUCAGGAGCAGGCCAUAGAGGCCUACGAGCAGGCCCUAAAAAUGAUAGAAGACACCUUUGGAAUACCAGUGGGACUGCCGGACGAAAUUGAUGCCGUGCAGAGCGAGUGGAACGAUGCCUGUGCGCUCAUCCAAAAGCUUAAAAGUGCCAAGACAGAGGUCAGCUAUCGGCUGAAGGUUCUUCGAACUCGGAAUCAACCCAUAGAUGACACCGCCGUGGAAGCCAAGGAGGAAACCCGCUCUGAGGUAGAUGCAAAGCGACCGCUGCUGUCGGAGAAUCCCUCUACUCAUUACGACAUAGCCAACGCCGGUGGCUCGCCGAAAACCUAUCGUGAACUGGCCGAAGGCUUGAGGAAACUUCUAGCCGAUCGAGAUUCUCAAGCCCAGCUGGAUGAGCUGUUCCAGGCACAAGUCAAGCUCUACAGAAUAGAGACUACCGGUGCCGUGAUAACCAUAAGCGGAGCCUCCACCAUGUCGCUAGUCAUGUGCACAGUGGGGGGUCGUUGGAAGUACCUAAGCGGAAUAUACUUUAUCCAAUGCUCGAUGCCCAACGGGGAGCCAGGUAUGAUCUGGCUAUACCCGCUCAUUCCCUCCAUCACCAACUGCUAUCGCACCGAGUAUGGGGCUUUCAUUUUUCCCGAUAUGGAAUGUCAGCAGCCGGGCAAUGCCUUUGGCUUGAUUCUGGCCAAGGAGGGUUUGCGUCCACUAAGCACCACAGCCGGGGAAUCCGAGGAGGAGCAACUUCAGGACUUGCAGCAGUUCUUUUUGGAUCUUCUGGAAGCCGUGCUUGCUGGCACCGUAGAGCAGUUAAAGUCCCCCACCUCUCAACGUGCUGGCUUCUCUUCCGAUGCCGUUUCCGGCUCGGAGCAGGUGUCCAGACACAUUGUGUGUGCGGCUGACUUUAUUGCUCGCAACUUGGUGAAGGGUGCAGAAAAAACUGGAGGUCUUAUGAUGAAGAGCACCCCGUAUCUCAUCUCCAAGAUGACGCCAGCCUCUGCUGACGCUCCAGCUCAAGUUCCCAGCUCUGUUCAGACAUCGGUGGAAGUGGCUCAGAAGGUGACCCAUGCUGCGGCUGGGAUGACGGGAUGGAUAGCCGGAAAGGUGGGCACAGCUUCACUUGCAGUAGGACGCUAUUUAGCUCCUCACAUUCAGGAGCAGGGAUCGCGACUAUUGCAGAAGGGAUUCGGCUAUGAUAGCAGCCAGGCUAACAGCACCAUGGAAGGAGCUAUGACCAUUGCGGCGGGGGCUGUGGAAGGCGUGAGCACUGUUUUCGACGGUCUGGAGUCAUCGGCCAAGAUACUGGGUAACAGCCUUAGCGAGAACUCUGUCAAGAUCAUUGAGCACAAAUACGGUCAGCCAGCGGGAAACCUCGCGAGUGGCACUUUUGAUGCGGUGGGAAAUGCUUUUGUGGUUAGCCAAAAUGUGAACUACAUAACGCCCAAGGGAAUCGCCAAGAAGAUGGUCAAAAGGACAGGUGAAGCCGUGGUUAGCGACUAUAAACGGGACCUGCGCAAGCCUGAAUCUCAUUACAUUAGCGCCGGAGCCCUUUACCCGGACCUAAGGGCCUUAAAGGAGUAACAAUACAAUCCAAAGAUAUUCAAUUUAUUAAUCGUUGAUAUUUGUAUAUGAUAUUAUAUGCUUUUUAGCUUUUAUAGUGUUCCUCGAACAUUUGUUCAUUAUUAAAAAUAAACCACAUUCUCAUUAUUAUUAAA